UCUGUCUGUCUGUCUGUCUGUCUGUCUGUCUGUCUGUCUGUCUGUCUGUCUGUGUGUGUGUGUGUGGGAAGAGCGUGGAGGGCAGAGUGAUGGGUGCGGGCGGGUGCGGGCGCUGCCCGCUGGUGUUGCUGCUGCUGGGGGUGUGGGGGUUGGUGUGUGCGGAGGGCGGAGCGGAGCAGGACCGGCCGCGGCUGCUGGGGGGGGCGCUGCCCGCCGACGAGAACGAGGAGGGGGUGCAGCGGGCGCUGCAGUUCGCCAUGGGCGAGUACAACCGAGCCAGCAACGACAAGUACGGCAGUCGCGUGGCCCGGCUGGUGCAGGCCCACAGGCAGAUUGUGGCUGGGGUGAAGUACUAUCUGGAUGUGGAGAUCGGUCGUACAACGUGCACCAAGUCUGUGUCUGACCUCGCAAGCUGUCCCUUCCAUGACAGACCGGAGCUGAAAAAGCAAACCUUCUGCAGCUUCGAAGUGCUCUCUGUCCCCUGGCUCAGCAAAACCAAACUGCUGAAGAACAACUGCAAGGACAUGUAGGCGUGGACCUGCCUGUCCCGGCGGAUUCCCGUGCAGAACUACCACUGGCCGGUGGGUGCCUGCCGGUGUGGAGCAGUGAAUGCCCAGACCCUUGAACCGCCUUCCCCACCCUGCCGCCUCUCUGCUCUGAGUCUGCAUCUGGCAUGAGGCCGCCCCCCGACACCAUCUCUCUGGGCGAGCACAACGAAGAAACAAGGCCGAGCAAAGUUAAUUUUGGACUAGCUAAUGGCUUUUUCUCUGGCAGCAUUGCUUUUCAAAUAGUAUCUCCGUACAGGCUGGAAAAAUAUUUUGCAUAAAGAAUGAAACCACCUGUUGCUAAUCUUGUGCUGUAGGGAAUAAAUGAAAAUGAACAAGAA
Ornithorhynchus anatinus (platypus) is the source of this 886-nucleotide messenger RNA. Its product is annotated as cystatin-like. The record is from RefSeq and is a predicted model, not a curated record. NCBI's taxonomy places the organism in Eukaryota, Metazoa, Chordata, Mammalia, Monotremata, Ornithorhynchidae. Gene Ontology annotation, molecular function: cysteine-type endopeptidase inhibitor activity.